AUGGAUCAAGCUAUGCUUGAAAAGACCAAAAACGAUAAGAUUCUCUCCCGGUUUGUCAAAAAGGGCGGCGAGACCAUUAAGAAGCUCGCACAAGCCGUCCUCGAGAAUGCAGCUCUGGCGACAAAGAAUAAAUCCGAGUCGGCCAAGGCUGCUACAAAAGAAAAUACAACACAGGUUAAGAAAGAAUUAUCCGAGGUCCCUUAUCCUCACGCCCUAAAUCGAAACCCUGGCCAGCCCAAUGCCAAGAAACGAGCUCGAGAGCCUGAAGGUAGCAAUGGCCCAGCACCAAAACGAGUAGUCUCACCACCAAAUGCAAAGACAGUUUCAAGGCCUCUGGCAGCCAGUGCAACCAACACACAGCGUGGCAUUGCCUCUGGUAGUGACAAUAAACCGGCGUCACAAAAUGCAACCCAGCCUAUCAAACCCAAGGCAAACAUCGUUACCCCUAAACCGACUCCGAGCCUCUUCAGCAGUUUAAUGUCCGCCUCGAAGAAACCGGGAACGUCUAAUGCCGCCCGUGCUGCCGCUGCCGCCGCUGCUGCUAAAGAAAAAGCAAAAACUGAACAAGAAACACCACGCCCUCCACCGAGGCCAGCCUUCUCGUUUGCAGAAACGUUGGCUGAUUUGAGCAAGCCUAAAGAGGUCACUUCGGCAAAACCAGUCGAGGACUUGCCACCAGAGACGGAAGAAGAGAAGGCCAAGAGGCUCAGAAAGGAGGAAAGACGUAAACUUCGAGUCUCUUGGAAACCUGAUGAUAGUCUAGUCGAAGUUCGGUUGUUCACUCAUGAUCCAGAAGAGGAAAUCGGCCGAGAUGACAGUGCCAAGCGCGAUGUUAGUGACCUUGCUGGAGAAGGUCGAACACUCAAAAUGCAUCGCGGUCUGGACGAUUUGGACGAGGAUGAUGAUGACGACGAUAUGCUGGCUUACCGUUGUCCUUCAGAAAUCGAUUUUACCGACCUUGAGGCCAGCGAUCGCGAAAGGAAUUUUGUCAAGACUGGCGGCGAAAAGGCACCGAAGAGUCCUGCGAAGGAAGACCAGGACCAGAGAGAGGCCAACACUCUAAGCGUAUUCUAUACAUCUCCUGAGGACGUCCCUGUCUCUCCCAAAGAACCACCAACCCCUGAAAAGGACGAAGAAGCCUAUGAGCCUGAAGAUGACUUUGGACAGCCCAGCGAUCAGGUCAAGGCCCGAUCCGCGAAAUACUUUGCUGCCAUGGCUGCCGUGGCCGCCAAAGCGACUGGUGCUAGAACUCCUGGUGCUGGCGUCGCACCACAAUCGGCGCCGCCAGUUCCAGCAGCUCCUCCAGCUCCACAGGUCCAGCCUUCGGCACAAAUGGAUAUCUCUUCGUUGCUCAAAGUCCUACAACACAAUCAAUUACCCCCAGUUCAACCCCAGCAACAGCAGCCCGCACCGCAAUCCAACAUGUCUGACCUCGAAAGAAUUUUUAAUCAAUUCCGCGAGACGAACCAAGCCCCCGUGCAACAACAACAACAACUACCGCCAGCCGCGCCGGUGGCUACGCAAGGCCUCGAUUGGCAGAAGCUGCUAAAUGUCAUGGCCCUUCAGAAACAAAUGCAACCAGCUCCGACCUUUCCGCAAGUGCAGGCCACCCAAGGCCCUGAUUUGGCUGCCAUCUUAGCUCAGUUGAACCCAGGCACGCAGCAAGGACAGCAGCAACAGCAGCAGAUGGCCCAGUCGUUUGACUUUAGCCAACAGGUUGUAACUCCUUACGAAAAUCCAGAGCGGAAGCGCUACCGUGAGGCCGCGGAAACCGAGGAUGCAGAUGAUAAUGGCUACGGAUAUAAUAAGCGUUCCAGGGCGAACGGCGAUUCCGGAAAGUCUAAAAAACAUCCUAAAGCAGGUUUAGUUCCCUGCCGUUACUGGAAAGAAGGCAAAUGCCUGAAAGGUUCAGACUGUACCUUUAGACAUGAUCCUCUCGAUUAA
Molecule: messenger RNA, 1944 nt
Organism: Coccidioides posadasii C735 delta SOWgp
Lineage: Eukaryota; Fungi; Ascomycota; Eurotiomycetes; Onygenales; Onygenaceae
Cellular component (GO): chromatin; PTW/PP1 phosphatase complex
Molecular function (GO): protein phosphatase 1 binding; metal ion binding
Source: RefSeq, a predicted model, not a curated record